This is a messenger RNA of Cuscuta epithymum, 598 nucleotides long. The record is from the annotation of a GenBank genome assembly. Lineage: Eukaryota; Viridiplantae; Streptophyta; Magnoliopsida; Solanales; Convolvulaceae.
CCGGAUUGGUGGCAAGACAACCCAGGGCGCUCUGGAACUAGCCGCGGAGACAGGGGCCGUGCUGCACCAAGCCGUGGCAGAACCGGACGCGGAGGUACAGGACGGGGAGCAGGUCGUGGUGGUGCGCAAGCCAUGCACGUUGGAGGACAUCACCCGGAGAAUUACCCGCAGCAAGGAGGAAAAGAGAUUACUGCUCUGCAUAAACCCAGCUUCACUGAUGAACAAUGGGAGAUGUUUAUCAAGUUGAUGGAGAACUGCAAGGCAUCAAGUUCGGAAGAAAAGCUCUCAGGACCUACUUACGAGGAUGCCGAUUGGAGUGGGUGAACGGCGAGGUGGAGUUUAUUAUUUCCGGGGUCUGGAGCAAGCACAAGCACUUGCAGUGGGAGGUUCAGAUUCAGGAACUUUGUGGCAUUCAAGGUUGGGACAUCCAUCGAUACAAGUUUUGCGUUCACUUGGUUACUUGAAUAAAGCUUUGUUGCAUUCUGUUCAAAAUAAAACGUGUGAUGCUUGUAUGAGAGGCAAACAGACACGCGAUAGUUUUGUUAUUAGUAAUUCUAGAGCUGUUGAACCAUUUGAAUUGAUACAUUGUGAUAUUUGG